Molecule: messenger RNA, 1113 nt
Organism: Closterium sp. Naga37s-1
Lineage: Eukaryota; Viridiplantae; Streptophyta; Zygnematophyceae; Desmidiales; Closteriaceae
Source: the annotation of a GenBank genome assembly
AUGCUCGACCUGCUCUGUUUCUCCCGGUCCAUCACAGUCCUUCCAGUGACUCCCGCAUACAUCAUCCCCACACCACAUCGACGACUGCUCAUGGCCUCUCCCACACAGCCUCUCGCACACAGCCUCUCAUACGUCGCCUCUCAUGCAUCGCAUUUCCUUCAACUCCCCUUCGUCCUCCUCCCAUUCCUUCACAUGCCCUUCCAUCUCCCCCUCUUCCAUCUCCCCCCCUUCCAUCUCCCCUCCUUCCAUCUCCCCCUCUUCCAUCUCCCCCCCUUCCAUCUCCCCUCCUUCCAUCUCCCCCCUUUCCAUCUCCUCUCCUUCCAUCUACCCUCUUUUUAUCUACCCCCCUUCCAUCUACCCCCCUUCCAUCUACCCCCCUUCCAUCUCCUCUCCUUCCAUCUCCCCCUCUUCCAUCUCCCCCCCUUCCAUCUCCCCCUCUUCCAUCUCCCCCCCUUCCAUCUCCCCUCCUUCCAUCUCCCCCUCUUCCAUCUCCCCCCCUUCCAUCUCCCCUCCUUCCAUCUCCCCCCUUUCCAUCUCCUCUCUUUCCAUCUACCCUCUUUUUAUCUACCCCCCUUCCAUCUACCCCCCUUCCAUCUACCCCCCUUCCAUCUCCUCUCCUUCCAUCUCCCCCUCUUCCAUCUCCCCCACUUCCAUCCCCCCUCCUUCCAUCUCCCCCCCUUCCAUCUCCCCCCUUCCAUCUACCCCCCUUCCAUCUACCCCCCUUCCAUCUACCCCCCUUCCAUCUACCCCCCUUCCAUAUACCCCCCUUCCAUCUACCCCCCUUCCAUCUACCCCCCUUCCAUCUACCCCCCUUCCAUCUACCCCCCUUCCAUCUCCCCCCUUCCAUCUACCCCCCUUCCAUCUACCCCCCUUCCAUCUCCCCCCCUUCCAUCUACCCCCCUUCCAUCUCCCCCCCUUCCAUCUCCCCCCUUCCAUCUACCCCCCUUCCAUCUCCCCCCUUCCAUCUCCCCCCCUUCCAUCUACCCCCCUUCCAUCUACCCCCCUUCCAUCUCCCCCCCUUCCAUCUACCCCCCUUCCAUCUACCCCCCUUCCAUCUCCCCCCCCUUCCAUCUCCCCCCUUCCAUCUACCCCCCUUCCACUCAAUCGCCUUAA